AUGGAGGCUCUUUUGCGCCAGUCGAAGUCCAUGUGCCCGUUCUUACACAAGACGUCACCCGCCACGCUCCGCUCCCUCUCUACCACGACCACGGCGGCGGCCCGCCAGGAGGUUGCCCCCGGCGCUGGAAGCAUGUCCAACCUCCAGGUCAUCGCUCGUCGCUGCCCCAUCAUGGGCAAGGCGCUUGCCGUCCAGAGCUCCCGCAAUGGCAACAACGCUCUUGCCGGCGCUUUCGGCGGUGUGCGUGCUUACCACACCCGCGUGAACCGCGCCAGGCUACACACGACGGCGUCCAAGGAAGCCCAGGCUGUGGAUCUUGAGAGCCUGCGGGGCAAGCAGGGACCACCAUUCCCGCACGCAGCCCUGAAGCCUGCGAGCACUAAGCCCUCGAAUGUCGCAUCCGCAUCCGCCCCGCAAGCCGCUACGUUCGAUUACGAAGGCUUCUACCACAAUGAGCUGGACAAGAAGCACAAGGACAAGUCGUACCGCUACUUCAACAACAUCAACCGCCUGGCCAAGGAGUUCCCGCGCGCUCACAAGGAGUCGCCAGAGGACAAGGUGACGGUUUGGUGCUCCAACGACUACCUCGGCAUGGGCCGCAACCCGCACGUCCUCAAGUCGAUGCACGAGACCCUGGACAACUACGGAGCCGGCGCCGGAGGUACCAGGAACAUCUCCGGACACAACCAGCACGCUGUAGCAUUGGAAGACACGGUCGCGAAACUUCACUCCAAGGAGGCUGCGCUUGUCUUUUCAUCCUGCUAUGUAGCCAACGAUGCGACGCUUGCGACUCUCGGAAGCAAGCUGCCCAAUUGCGUCAUCCUCUCGGAUAGCCUGAACCACGCAUCUAUGAUCCAAGGCAUCCGCCAUUCGGGCGCGAAGAAGAUGGUCUUCAAGCACAACGAUCUCGCAGAUCUUGAGGCGAAGCUGCAAUCGAUUCCUUCCGAAUACCCCAAAAUUAUCGCAUUUGAGAGUGUGUACAGCAUGUGCGGCUCGAUUGGUCCCAUUGAAGGAAUCUGUGAUCUCGCUGAAAAGUACGGAGCCAUCACCUUUUUGGACGAAGUCCAUGCCGUCGGCAUGUACGGACCACACGGCGCCGGUGUUGCUGAGCAUCUCGACUUCGAAGCCCACAAGGCAGGCAGACCCCAAGGCACCGUUCAGGACCGCGUAGACAUCAUCACUGGCACUCUCGGAAAAGCGUACGGCUGCGUUGGUGGCUACAUUGCUGGCUCUACCAAACUCGUCGACACCAUUCGCUCGCUCGCUCCUGGCUUCAUCUUCACUACUUCGCUCCCGCCUGCGACCAUGGCAGGUGCCAAGACCGCCAUCGAAUACCAGGCUAACUACCAGGGCGACCGACGCCUGCAACAACUGCACACUCGUGCAGUCAAGGAUGCAUUGAACGAGAAGAACAUUCCCGUCAUCCCGAACCCUAGCCACAUCAUUCCGGUCCUUGUUGGAAACGCCGAGGUAGCCAGGAAGGCGUCCGACAUGCUUAUGGAAGACUGGGGCAUCUACGUCCAGGCGAUCAACUACCCUACCGUUCCUGUCGGCCAAGAGCGCCUGCGCAUUACGCCUACCCCAGGCCACAUCCGCGAAUACCGCGACCACCUAGUCGAGGCCGUCGACGCUGUAUGGAACCAGCUGGGCAUCAAGCGCACGAGUGAAUGGGCUGCCGAGGGCGGUUUCAUCGGCGUCGGUGAGGCUGGCAAGGAGGAGGUCGCUCCUCUCUGGACGGACGAGCAGCUCGGUCUGACUGACGUUAUCAACGAGAUGAAGUCUGGCCAGGGUGCGACUGGAAUUCUCGAGGCUGUGCUUGAGAAUGAGCGCAAGGCUACGGCCCAGGCUGUAGCUGCUGCGGCUUAG
Messenger RNA from Alternaria conjuncta, 1866 nucleotides. It is a transcript of the gene ALV1, whose product is annotated as 5-aminolevulinate synthase, mitochondrial. Gene Ontology annotation, cellular component: mitochondrion. The record is from RefSeq and is a predicted model, not a curated record. The transcript is spliced from 2 exons. Bases 1 to 1866 code for a protein of 621 amino acids. Gene Ontology annotation, biological process: heme biosynthetic process. NCBI's taxonomy places the organism in Eukaryota, Fungi, Ascomycota, Dothideomycetes, Pleosporales, Pleosporaceae. Gene Ontology annotation, molecular function: 5-aminolevulinate synthase activity; pyridoxal phosphate binding.